AGGUCAAUUGAUGAGCCCAUCUUAAACCUAGAUUCAUCACCCUCGUCUUCAUUCUCUGCAAUCUAGGGUUUCAGAUUGAAGUUUAUCAGCCCCAAAUUUAAGUAGGGGUGCUUUUUCUCCGCAGCAUUAUGAAGAAAAUUGCAGACUCAAAAAAUGCGCGUGAGAUGGACACAAAUCAGAAAAUCAAAGGCUCAAAUUCGAAGAAGAAGAUGAAGAAGAAUAUGCAAAGAUUAGGAGGAAGAGGAGGCUUAUCACUGGAAGCAUUUGCCAACGCCAAAACCAAGAGCAACAAUUACAACCCUGCCAUCAUAAAGAAGCAAAGGGAGUUCUAUAAGAAUGCCAAAUAUGUGAAUAAAUAUAAGAGGAUAGUUAAGCAACAAGGAGAGCCUUCUGAGGGUGCUAGACAACUAGAGGAUGAAGAAAAGAUUGAAAAAACUGAUAAGGUGGAUAACAGAAAUAAGAAGAACCAGAAGUAUAGUGCUCGAAGCUUGAGAGAAGUAUAUGAGAGAAAACGGGAGGAGGAAGAGAAGGCAAGGAUGGAGAGAGAAGCCACUAUUCUAGCAAAGAAAGAAGAAAGACAGAGAGCUGAAUGUCGAAGGAAAAUGCUAAGGGAGAAAAUGUUCAAGAAAACUAAGUCUGGCCAACCUGUCAUGAAGUACAGAAUAGAACAUAUUCUGGAAACACUUCAAGGAUCAAAAGGUUAGGCUACCCCUCAACCCUCCCCCCAACCCAAGCCCCCAAAAUGGAGAAAACAGAGGUUAGGUUGUAGCAUUAUUCUUAUGUAUAUUGGGCUUUCUGGAUAUUUUAUAUACAUAUGACACACUGGAGGAUGUAAAAGUAACUGUGAUGAAUUAUUAUGUAAGCAGUGCUAUGGAAGUACGCAACGUAGCAAAAUUCAGUAGUUCUGUGAGAAUGUGAUACAAUCUAGAUAGCCAUCGAGCAUUGAAGGCUACUUUCAUAACGGGGCGGCUACAUGUAUAAUUUCGCCAACAAUUAAAGACCAUAUUACAUUUGGUGGCUAUAUUUGUAAUAUUUAGCUCCCUAGUGUAAAUAGCCCUUAAGGCUCUUUAUUUUAGGGUUAGCUUAUUUUGAUAUUGUGAAUGAAAACUUAUUGAGAGUGUUUAGGAUGAAUUCCUAUGUUGGUUGAUUACUUA
Molecule: messenger RNA, 1154 nt
Organism: Nicotiana tabacum (common tobacco)
Lineage: Eukaryota; Viridiplantae; Streptophyta; Magnoliopsida; Solanales; Solanaceae
Cellular component (GO): nucleus
Source: RefSeq, a predicted model, not a curated record